CGUCCAGCUCGGGCGCCGCGCUGCGCACCCCGGAGUGUGGAGCGCCCCGGGCCGGGGGUGCAGUGAGCCUCGCAGGCCGUGUGGCCAGCAUCACCCGCUGCGUUUGCUGCGACCCCCGCCUUUUUGCAGGCGUCUCGCCACCAGUGCUUUGGAUCAAACCCAAGACUUGAGCAUGUUAGGCAAGCACUCCUGAUAUUGUUUUUAUAGUUUAGCAGGUAAUGUUGAAGAUUCUUUUUCGACUAGUUAAAAACAUGGAGCCAGAAACCGAGGGGCCACCACCAACAGUCCAAGUGACACCUCUUCAGCAAAUGAUUGCCUCUUGUACUGGAGCUAUAUUGACAUCACUAAUGGUGACACCCCUGGAUGUUAUUAAGAUUCGACUCCAAGUCCAGAACAACCCAUUCCCCAAAGGAAAGUGUUUUGUGUACAGUAACGGACUCAUGGACCAUAUGUGUGUCUGUGACAAUGGAAGCAAGAAAGCAUGGUAUAAGAAGCCAGGGAAUUUCCAGGGAACGUUGGAUGCCUUUUUAAAAAUUCUUCGAAAUGAGGGCAUUAAAUCCCUUUGGAGUGGCCUGCCUCCUACUCUAGUGAUGGCAAUUCCUGCCACAGUUAUUUAUUUUACCUGCUAUGAACAAUUAAGUGCUUUUUUGAGAACUAAAUUAGGAGAAAAUGAAACCCGAAUACCAAUAGUUGCUGGGAUUGUUGCCAGAUUUGGUGCAGUAACAGUGAUAAGUCCAUUAGAACUGAUCAGAACUAAGAUGCAGUCUAAGAAGUUUUCUUACAAGGAACUCCAUGGAUUUGUGAGCGGGAAAGUGUCAGAAGAAGGUUGGAUUUCCCUCUGGAAGGGCUGGGCUCCAACUCUACUUAGAGACGUGCCUUUCUCAGCAAUGUACUGGUAUAACUAUGAGAUUGUAAAGAACUGGUUGUGUGAGAAAUCUGGUUUAUAUGAACCGACAUUUAUGAUCAACUUUACUUCAGGGGCAUUGUCUGGUUCUUUUGCUGCUGUUGCAACUUUACCAUUUGACGUGGUGAAAACCCAGAAACAGACACAGCUCUGGACGUACGAGAGUGGUAAAGUUCCUGUGCCUUUGCAUUUGUCAACCUGGGCUAUAAUGAAGAACAUUAUUGCUGAAAAUGGAUUUUCUGGGUUGUUUACAGGUCUAAUUCCUCGAUUAGUUAAAAUUGCUCCUGCUUGUGCCAUUAUGAUCAGCACAUAUGAACUUGGAAAGGCUUUUUUCCAGAAACAAAAUAUUGAAAGGCAGUAAUUCUCUUGAUGGACUUUUGUCUUAAAAUAUCAACCAGAGCCAAAUGAGAUGAAGAUUGAUAAGCAAGUUUUUUUUUUCAACAUUAUUCUCUUACAGUGUGACUUUAUCUGUCUUCCCUAUAAUUUUUAAGUGAAUAAUAAUUUCUAAUCUACCUCUAAGCCAUAAUCCUAGUUUUAAUUUUUUGAGAUUUUUAAAACAUAAUCCAGAAGCUGCAGCCAUUUUGUACUAUUGCAGAGAAAAUUACUCCUUAGGAGAGAAAGAAGUUUUCUGAGUGCAUAUAGCAUUAUGUAUUUCAGUAUGUUGAUGCUGUGAAUGUGGCGGCACAUCAGAACAUUUGGAUGGUGUACUGAAUGAUGCGGUCUGGAGAAUUAAGUUCAGUCUCACACACAGCAGAGAGUGGAAGGAGUUGUCAAGUGGCAGAGUUCCCCUCCCCCAGAUGGUGGCUCGUGACCCCUUCAUUCAGGUGCAUGGUGUCCCCUCACUCUCGUUACUGCUGCCCUAAGGCCUCGUGGAGCUUGGACUUUCCCUGAUGAAAGCUGCAGCCACUUUAUCUGUAUGAACCAAAGUACAAUCAUUUACAGGAUGUGGCUCCACAUUUUAAGACUAAUUCACUCAAAUUUGGGUCUACAGUAGAAAACCCUGCUGAACUUAGACUAGUGAAAAUAAAUAGUUUUGGGCAUGGGAAUGUGCUUUUUACCUAGCUUGUCUUCCAAGUGUCAUUGCUUGUAGAGUUCUUUAGGUCAGUUCUACAACUUUUUCCAAUAAAAUCAACAUACGAAAAGGCCAAAAUAUAAAAUGAUCCAAAAAUGUCAACUCUUUAUGUGAUGUCCUCAAAUAAUGCUUCUACAAGUGGAAAAUCCUGCACCUUCCCUUGGGUGAUAGCAUACAGAAUGUAGGCACAUAGAAACAUAUAAAUUGCCUUCAGGCUGUUUGUAUAAAUUGUACAUGACAUACAUGAAUAUAUUUAUCACUAAGUAGGAAUGAGGUUUUUGAAAAUUAGAUUUGUUUUUUGUGUAUAUCUAUGUAUAUAUGAAGGUCAGAGGAAAACUUUCAGGAGUUAGCUCUCACCUCCCAUCAUGUGGGUCUUGGGAUUUGAACUGAGGUCCUCAGGCUUAGCAGCAAGUGCCUUUACCCACUGAGCCAUCUUAAUGGCCCAGGAAUGAGAUUUUUAAGUAUGCUUGAAAUGUAGCUCAGGAGUAGAAGAACACUUGCUUUUGGAAUGUGAAACUCUUCUGUUUGAUCUCCAGCACAGAUGAUAAAUAAUUUAAUUAAUAAAUUAGGUGGCAAAGCAAGAAAUGCUAUUCUGUUUUACUUAUCCCAGUAAAGCAAAAAGCAUGUUACCACAUUCUUUUUGCAUCCUAUGAAAUAUGAAGUAUCUCCUCCCUGCCCCAACAGCAUAAUGUAUUUGGUAACAGUGAUCUCUAGUGUUGGUAGGAGAACAAAUGCAUAGUAGAAAGUGUUUGUAUGUUUCAUCAGAAAUAAAUGAUACAGGGUUUAUUGUAUCAUGGUGUUUUACAUUACAAUCCUGUGUUGAUUUACAUUAAAAGUUUAAUAUAUCUAUCUAUAUAUAUAUUUGUGAUUUUCUUUUUUUUUUCAUUAAAAUAUUUUAUGCUGCUUAAAAGUA
This is a messenger RNA of Peromyscus maniculatus bairdii (prairie deer mouse), 2889 nucleotides long. It is a transcript of the gene Slc25a40, whose product is annotated as solute carrier family 25 member 40. NCBI's taxonomy places the organism in Eukaryota, Metazoa, Chordata, Mammalia, Rodentia, Cricetidae. The record is from RefSeq and is a predicted model, not a curated record. Gene Ontology annotation, cellular component: mitochondrion. Gene Ontology annotation, biological process: mitochondrial transmembrane transport.